Oryza sativa Japonica Group (Japanese rice) is the source of this 3877-nucleotide messenger RNA. NCBI's taxonomy places the organism in Eukaryota, Viridiplantae, Streptophyta, Magnoliopsida, Poales, Poaceae. The record is from RefSeq and is a predicted model, not a curated record.
AUACCAAAAUUUUGGGUCAGACCGAAUGCCAACCCUUGGCUUGAGAGACUUGAGAGGCAGCACUCCCCUACCAAUCCACACGACAUGAGCGCGGCGGCGGAGGCGGAGGCGGCGGCGGUGGAGUCGUUACCGGACGACGUGGUCGCCGAGAUCCUCCUCUGCCUCCCGCCUCACCCUUCCUUCGUCUCCGGCGCCUCCCUCGUCUGCAAGCGCUGGCUCCACCUCAUCCGCAGCCCCAGCUUCCUCCGCCGCGUGUGCGCAUUCCAUCGAACACCCCCCGUGCUCGGCUUCUUCCACAACUACCGGGACCUCCCCAGCUUCGUCCCCGCCGAGGGCGUCCCCGGCCGCAACCGCAUGGACGGAGUCGACGACGGCGGCGACGCGCGGAUGUUCAUCGACUGCCGCCACGGCCGCGCCCUCCUCCGCCGAUACGACUGGGCCGACCUGGUCGUGUGGGACCCCAUGACCGGGGAGCGCCGCCGCAUCGCCGGCCCCAACCAGAAGAUGCAGGGCGGCGGCGCCGGCACCUCCCGCCGCAGCGCCGCGUUGUUCUGCAGCUGCGAUGUUUCCGGAGGCGGCGGCGACCAAGACUGCCACUCUAGCCCCUUCCAUGUCGUCGUCGUGUUCACCGGUGGCUGCCGCGCGUUCGCCUGCGUGUACUCUUCGCUGACCGACGCGUGGGGCGACCUGAUCUCAACGCCGGCGCCAUUGCCAUGUGAGCUCUGUGACACGCCCCCUGCCCUGGUUGGGGAAGCCUCGUAUUGGCUUUCUUAUGGGGGACUCAUACUUGAGUUCCAAUUUGGCAGCCAAAGUUUAACUCUGAUGAAACGGCCAUUGGAGAUGCUUGCCGAUGUACGUCUUGUGAGGUUGGAAGAAGAUGGGCUUGGUCUUGCCUUCAUCAAGGAUUCCACCUUGCACUUGUGGGCGCGGGAGGUUGCCGAUGAUGGUGCGCCGAAAUGGAAAUGGAUACCGCGCAGGGCCAUUGAGCUUGACAAGUUCCUGCCGAUGCCAAGGGUGCUCACCGGAAAAUGGUGUGGUGAAAUGUUUGUUUCGAUUAGUGGGUUCUCUGAGGAUGGAAAUGUGGUGUUUAUACGGACCCUUGCCGGCGUUUUCCUUGUUUGGCUUGAAGCAUUGAAGUUCAAGAAGAUGUCUGACCCCUUAUACAUGAUGACUGUUCACCCAUAUUCAAGCUUUUAUGUCCCAAAUGGUAUGGGAAGUUCUCUCUCUUUCUUUAUCCUCUGCUGUUUAGUAUUGUUUUUAGCUAAUGAAAAGAUUUCCAGUGUCUUUCUUUUGGUGCUGAACCCAGUAUUAUGUGUCUCAUUGUGGUUUAGGAGUGAAAGCAAAUAGAGUAUACAAUAGACCAAACUUUUCCAAGUCACUUUCAUUUUAUGGCUUGUUGAGCUGAUGUUCAAUAGUCAGCAUUACCACUAUGGUUGGAAGUGGAUUGAUUCUACUUGCGCCAAUUUCAAUAAUAUAUCAUUUAUGAUUUGGAAAAUCUUUUCUAUAAUGCCACAUUUCUGUAAGAAAAAAAUAUGACAAGUAUUGAUUCAGCAUCUGUUCUAUUUACAGUAGUAAUGAUCUAGUAGUUUGAUUAAAAUAAAUAUGCAGAUGACCUUUUCUUUAUAAUCAAUGCCUGUGAGUUGGAAGCGAAAACAUUGAUAUUGCGCGGCAAGUGUUAAUUUUACAUCAUUUAGAGCCUUAGAGAUGAAGUGCUAAUGUGUAGUGGUAACAGAUAAAGCAUCAUUUCUGAUGCUUAUGAACAAAACAUAAGUCCAGUUCUUAUCAUGUAGACAUAGUAUACUUUUCCUUCAAGGGUGCAUUGAAAUGUAUGUUGGCACAAUCUCUGUGACUUAUAAGUGAACGAAGAUGCGAAAACUCCAUGAGCUUUCAUGCACAUCUUCUGUAAUACAAACCUUAUUAGCUUGUUGACACUUUGAGACAUUUGUGCAAAAGGUACUGCCAAAGUUGCUUUAUAAUACCAGAUUGAUAUCUCAUUCUGCAUAUAUUGUAGAGUAAAAACUUUCAGAUGAAAAGAACAGUAACAGAAAGAUAACUUGUGAUGUUUGGACAUGAGUACUUUUUCAAUGACCAUUCAGGAAUAUGUUAUUCUCUGUAUUGGUUCCAUGGGAAUGAUUUCAAUUAAAUUCUCUUACACUAUAAUGUGUUGAUUACUUGAUUAUGCUAAUAUAUGAUUCUUUUAGUAUAGGUUGCAUAUAGUAUAACACUAUUAAAUUCUCAUGUACUAUAAUGCGUGAUUACUUGAUUACGCUAAUUUAUGAUUUCUUUAUUGGUUGGACUUAUUGUAAGUCAAGCCAGGCCAUUGAGCUGCGAAUCAACAAAUCAUGUAGGUGUUUGUUUUUUCUACUUGCUGAUUUUCAUUGUAUUGUUGUGGUUAUUGACUUAUUAAGUUCGAGUAUUGGACUGAUUGUAUCUUAAUUUUAGUACUUUACAUUAAAAUCGGUAAUCUUAAUGAGCUAGUGUUUCAAAAUUAAACUGCACCAGAUAUCAUAAAAUGCCAUUCUAAAACAUGAAAUAUUUGGAAGCUAAUAAAAAUGCUAUCUGAAAAGUGUUGUUCAAGGCACAGUCACUUUCUAGUUAAAAGGCAGCUAGAACUGAAGCUGACUAUCCCAAUUCAGGAAGACAGAAAUUGCUGGUUGGGUUAGUCCAACCAAUAUUUGGGAUUCUUUGGGCUUUGCUAGGGCUGACUUCAGUAUGACAAUCUUAAAGGUCUAUAAUUGCACACUUGAGUGAUCUGUCUACAGCCAAUUAACCAGAGCAUCUAUAGCAGCUUCACCGCUUUCUUUUUAGUAUUAAACUGCCUUUUCAAUGUGAAAAAAAGGCCUAGGCCUAGUACUCAGUCACUCAGAGCCAAAAAAAAAAAAACAUGCUUCCAGGAAAAAUAUACAUAACCCAAUGGACCAUUUUAUUGUUUGCUGAACAUGGCUGACUGAGUGACUAUUAUACUUCAAAUUCUUCAUGAAGUUUUACAUCAUUUCUGGAAAAUAUCUUAUGCUGUCUGGUCAUUCUACCUUCCUCAAACUGGUGAUUUCCGUUGUAGUACAUGUGUUUUACUUGAGUCCAUAAGGGAAGUGCAAUUAUAUUGAUGUCUGCUGUCUUUUUUUUUGUCCUGCAUUUGUACAUCAAAAUCCCAUUAUUCAAUUAGGAACAUUUAAUGGCGAAACUAGGAAAAAGAUAAUAGGUAAACACCACAUUCGAUCCAGAAUUUUAUGGGCAUGUUGGUUCCUAUGAGCUAUUUUGAGCUGUUUGGAUGAAUGCCACCAAUUGCGAAACAUUUCUUGUUGCCACACUUUAUUGUGGUGCCCAAUUUAGCAGAACAGUGUGUGUGUGUGUGUGUGUGUGUGACAAGCAGGGAUUGAAAUUUCGGUUCGAAAUUUCCGAAAUUUCGGAACCCACCGGCAUGUCAAUAUUUUGGCCGAAAUUUUCGGUUUUUCUCAAUUUUUUGUGAAUUUAGUCAAAAUCAGUUAAAUUGCGUCAAAAUUUCAGAAAAUUUCGGUCCAAAAAUUACCGAACCGAAAUGGCCGAAAUUUUAGCCAAAAUCGAAAUUGAAAACCCUAGUGACAAGUAGGCCAUGAUGUUGAAGAACUGUAGGUCUGUGGCAUGGACCUGCUUAACUCAAGUGUGGCAAAAUGUGGCAUGGUAGCCAUCUGGUGGCAAUACUAGAUCAGCAAUAGCCCAUAAGAUGACUUCUAAUUAAGAUAUUCUAUACAUGGCCAAUGUGCCAUACUAAAGACUAGUCUUAAGAUUGCUGAAAUAGCAAAGUACAAGUAUUGGUACACCAUUAACUUACUCUUGGUAUUGUCUGACUUUGAUUGUGUUAAUUCAUCAAAGCUCAUAGCUUAUAUAUCUUAUUGUUUGG